AUGGCAAAUCAACAAACCACAACCCUGGACCAGCUCCUCGUCCCCUCACCUCUCCCCCGCAUCUACACCUUCUGGUUCCAGCACAUCCCCUCAAACGAGCGCCUGCUCCUCCCCUCCCCAGAAGACUGGAUGAAAUGGUUCUUUAAAUCCGACGAGUUCGACAGCGCCUGCACACUGGCUAGCCCUCAUCAUCCUCCUGGACCAACUCCCCGCAACAUCUACCGCGGCGAAUCCUCCCGCAUCGGCUUUGAAUUCUUCGACCCACUAGCAAGAACUAUCGCCGUCAAAGCCGGCGAAGCAGGAUACCCAGCGGGCAGUGGCAGUUCGAGCCCCUUCCGCUACCGCCAGGGUCAGCGCGUAUGGUUCUACAUGCCAUUGAUCCACGCCGAGGAUCUAGACAUGCAGGACCUUGCGCGGGUUAAGUAUGCGGAGAUGGCGGAGGAUUUCACCAGCCUGCUUGACGGGGAUGCAACGGGGUUAUCGGAUGACGAGGCGGAGUGCCGGCGUAUUCUCUUGGAGAAUCGGGCAAGGCUGGAGGAGCAGUUGAAGACGCAUUUCCGCGUGCAGAGGGAACAUUAUGACCCUAUUGCGAGGUUUGGGCGGUUCCCGCAUCGGAAUGCGGCGUUGGGGAGGGAGACGAGUGAAGAGGAGAGGAGGUUUCUAGCGGAGGGGAAGACGUUUGGGUAGUCAUCUCUCUAUCUCAUUGCAAUUGUACUCGUAGAUAAAUUUGAAAAGACAUUACUGAUUAUCGUAAAUGAAAUGAAUGUGGUAGGU
Messenger RNA from Aspergillus novofumigatus IBT 16806, 774 nucleotides. Its product is annotated as DUF924 family protein. The transcript has 2 exons. The coding region runs from base 1 to 687 and encodes 228 amino acids. NCBI's taxonomy places the organism in Eukaryota, Fungi, Ascomycota, Eurotiomycetes, Eurotiales, Aspergillaceae. The record is from RefSeq and is a predicted model, not a curated record. Gene Ontology annotation, molecular function: protein binding.